Molecule: messenger RNA, 834 nt
Organism: Chironomus riparius
Lineage: Eukaryota; Metazoa; Arthropoda; Insecta; Diptera; Chironomidae
Source: the annotation of a GenBank genome assembly
CGUUGAAAAAUGAAAUUACAAAAGAAAUGUAUGAUUCUUGCUCUCAUUAUUGCUUAUAAGCAUGUAGAAUCAUAUCCAACGGAUGAUUUUUUGGCAAAACAAUCAAGUUUUGAAAUAGAACCAAACAAUUUUGCAGGAAGAAUAUUGACUAAAUGGUCAGAAACUGAUCACUUUGGAAAUCCAGAAGAGCAAGGACCAUAUUUUGAAGGAGACAUAAUCGUGUCGAAUGAAAGAACGUUCUUUACGCGUCAAGCAAAAAAAUGGAAACAUGGAAUUAUUCCUUAUAAGAUAUCAGGAUCAUUUACUGAGGAUCAAACAACUAUGAUCAAAACUGCCAUUGAGGAAAUAGAAUCAAAGACUUGCAUCAAAUUGGUUCCUCAUAGCAGUGAAAAAGAUUUUAUCAUCUUCAACAACGACGUUUCUGGAUGUUGGAGUAAAGUUGGGCGAGGUGGGGGUUCUCAAACCAUAAAUCUCCAAAGUCAAUGCUUUAAAACUAUUGGCACAAUAAUUCACGAAAUUCUUCAUGCUGUUGGACUAUUUCAUGAGCAAAAUAGAAGUGACCGAGAUGAUUUUAUAGAAAUUGUAACAGAAAAUAUUAGGAAGAAGUCUCUUGUUAAUUUUCAGAAGUUUAUACCUAAUAUUUAUGAUGCUGAGGAAUCACUUUAUGAUUACGAGAGCAUCCUGCAUUAUUCGCCGUAUGCCUUCUCAAUCAAUGGAAAGCAAACAAUUAAGACAAAAGGAAGUCAAGAGAUAAUUAAACUGAUGGGACAACGAAAAGGAUUAAGCGAGGGAGACAUACUUAAAAUUAACAUGAUGUACAAAUGCUUACAAUAA